Messenger RNA from Venustampulla echinocandica, 1794 nucleotides. RefSeq names its product PAB-dependent poly(A)-specific ribonuclease subunit PAN3. Gene Ontology annotation, cellular component: P-body; PAN complex. Lineage: Eukaryota; Fungi; Ascomycota; Leotiomycetes; Helotiales; Pleuroascaceae. Gene Ontology annotation, biological process: nuclear-transcribed mRNA poly(A) tail shortening; protein phosphorylation; mRNA processing. The transcript is spliced from 6 exons. The record is from RefSeq and is a predicted model, not a curated record. The coding region runs from base 1 to 1794 and encodes 597 amino acids. Gene Ontology annotation, molecular function: poly(A) binding; ATP binding; protein kinase activity.
AUGGCGCGGCACCAAGAACCCAAAACUCCAAAUACUAACUCGACUAUUAGAAAGAAGACCCUCAAUGUCGAUUCGCCAUCUUUUAUGCCGGCAACAUUGCCAGUACCAAACAAAACCUCAGCAAUAUCUUCUCAAGCUGCCAACGCUGCUCCUUUCACCCCUCGAGGGCUCUCAAGCGGCACCGUCACUCCUAAUCCUCAAAGUGAACACCCACCUGCCGGCUUCAAUCCAGCCCAAAUAAGAGAAUUUACACCUCAAAACUAUGACGUGUCUGAACCAGUUCUUCCCACAGAUGGAUCUGGAUCAGAGUCCCAUGUCGCUUACGAUCCAUUCCAGAUGCCCGGCGUAGCACAAACGCUACCUACGACGCCGCAGUAUAACCCUUACAUUGAUGAGAGUGCCAACAUGGCAAGCAAUGGGGCCGCAUAUUUCCAAACAUCCAGUGCAUUUGCUGCCCCUACUCAGCCUCUCCAAUAUCAUCUAUAUGCUCCAAUUGGUCCUCACAGAGAAGAUCUGCUGGCUUAUCAAAAGCACGCACAUGAUUUCUUCAUGCCAGAAGCGCUGCGAGAAGAUUUGCAAAAGAAGGCCGAAGCAACUUUGCAGGUCAUGCCGAACUCGCAACUCCCAAACCUCGAUACUUAUCAUACCUUGGUGGCUCUGGAUACCAGCCAUAGGAAAAGUGCCACUGUGUUUGGAUACCCAAGUUGGGUAUAUAAAGCAACCUCCAUGAAGAAUGGCUACAUGUACUGUUUGAGAAGGCUGGAAGGAUACCGCCUAACAAAUGAGAGAGCCAUCCGCUCUGUGAAAGAUUGGCGACGAGUCAAUUGUGGAGGGGUCGUUUCUGUUGUCGAUGCUUUCACCACCCGGGCUUUUGGUGAUAGCUCACUCAUCUUCGUCACGAACUAUCAUCCCCUUUCAAAGACUUUGGUCGAGCACCACUUCACGAACACUAGUCGCUUCGGGAAUCGGGCCUCUCAGACUGUUCCUGAGCCUGUACUCUGGAACUAUAUUGUGCAAAUUGCCUCUGCUGUCAAAGCAGUCCACUCUGCAAAUCUAGCAGUCCGCUGUAUGGAUCCUAGCAAGGUCAUGGUUACGGACAAAGGCCGAAUACGAUUAGGUGCCUGCUCGGUCCUUGAUGUGGUACAAUUUGAGGCUCAGCGUCCCCUCGCCGAGCUUCAGCAGGAGGAUUUUAUUCAUUUCGGCAAGCUCAUACUAUCUAUCGCCACAAAUAAUCUCUCCGUAACCACAACACCCAAUCUUGCGCCUUUGGUGGAACAAUUGGCUCGUAAUUACAGCUCAGAGUUUCGUGACACGGUUGUGUGGCUUCUUACCCCCGCCCAAGCACCUGCAACUAAAGGCGUCGGAGAACUACUGAGUGGAAUCGCCACCCAUGUUGUUGACGCAUUUGAUAGCAGUCUUCACGCCAAUGAUACCCUAUACUCUGAACUUGCCCGAGAGGUGGAAAAUGGUCGCCUCGCCCGGCUCCUCAUGAAACUGGGUACGAUAAAUGAAAGACCAGAGUAUGAAGGAGAUGUGAACUGGAGCGAGACCAGCGAGCGGUAUAUUUUGAAACUCUUUAGGGACUAUGUGUUCCAUCAGGUCAACGCAGAAGGUCGGCCAGUCCUCGACAUGGGCCAUAUGGUCGCAUGCCUGAACAAAUUAGAUGCUGGAAGCCAAGAGAAGAUCAGCCUGGCGAGCAGAGACGAGCAGAGUGUCUUCGUAGUCACAUAUAGUGAGAUAAAGAAGCAGGUUAAUGCGGCAUGGUCGGAGUUACAGAAGCCAACUCGUCGUUAA